This is a messenger RNA of Neogale vison (American mink), 3303 nucleotides long. It is a transcript of the gene POF1B, whose product is annotated as POF1B actin binding protein. Gene Ontology annotation, biological process: bicellular tight junction assembly; actin filament organization; epithelial cell morphogenesis. NCBI's taxonomy places the organism in Eukaryota, Metazoa, Chordata, Mammalia, Carnivora, Mustelidae. The coding region runs from base 111 to 1880 and encodes 589 amino acids. The transcript has 17 exons. Gene Ontology annotation, molecular function: actin filament binding. Gene Ontology annotation, cellular component: bicellular tight junction; actin filament; adherens junction. The record is from RefSeq and is a predicted model, not a curated record.
UUCAUUUGCACUCAAAUAAUUUUGCUGCCUCCUCUGCAGCUGCCAGACCUGUUCCUGCUGCUGCUCAGGGAGAGUGUCUGCAGAGUACCUUGCUGACCACUGAGAACAUCAUGAGCUCAAGCUAUUGGAGUGAGAUGAGCAGCAGCAGCUGUGGGAUUCCACAACCCCCAGAGGUGCUGCAGUGCCAGCCCCAGCAUUACCACUGUUACCAUCAGUCAAGCCAAACCCAGCACCCACCAGAAAAAAAUGUAGUGUACGAGAGAGUGAGGACCUACAGUGGGCCCAUGAACAAAGUUGUUCAGGCCUUGGACCCCAUCAGCUCACAGGAAGUUCUCUCUCCUCUCAAAACUGCCUCCUCCUACCAAAAUUUGGUUUGGAGCAACCAUUCUCAGGAACUCCAUUCUCCAACUCUGAAAAUACCUACUUGUCCUCCAAGCACUGUACGUAUAACCCCAAAUACUGAACAGGAACUCCAUUCUCCAACAGUGAAAGUCAGUCCAUAUCCACAGACUACUAUUAGGAGAUACAUAGUACAAAAUCCUGAACAGGAACCAGUUUCUCCAUUCCUAAGAGGAGGCCAUUUCUUCCCAGGAAACAAUAUUAUUUAUGAAAAAACAAUAAGAAAAGUAGAGAAACUAAAUAUGGAUCAGGAAUACUAUCCACAGAUCCAAUGCCAUCAUCACAUUGUCCAAGAACCUCGGAUCAUCCACUCUCCACAUUGUCAUCAAUCCCAUUCUAGCCAACAAAUCCAAACCAUCACAGGAAGUGAUUCAAUUUCUACAAACACUGGAAAUGAACUGUGCCAUGGUGGAUCAAGCAAUAUACAUGAUCAGGUGAUAAUUCAAGAUGAUGGCCCUGAAAAGUUGGACCCCAAAUAUUUUGGAGAGUUACUUGCUGAUCUAAGCCGUAAAAAUACAGAUCUGUAUUAUUGUUUACUAGAACAUUUGCAGAGAAUUGGAGGAAGCAAAGAGGACUUUGAGUCUACAGAUGAAUCAGAAGACAUUGAAUCCUUGAUUCCUAAAGGAUUGUCAGAGUUUACAAAACAACAAAUUCGUUAUAUUUUGCAGAUGAGGGGUAUGUCUGAUAAAUCACUCCGGCUAGUGCUGUCCACAUUCAGCAACUUACGGGAGGAGCUUGGACAUCUUCAAAAUGACUUGACAUCACUGGAAAAUGACAAGGUUAGACUUGAGAAAGAUGUGGCAUUCAAAGAAACUCAAAUAAAAGAGUAUGAAGAACUUUUAGCAUCAGUGAGAGCAAAUAACCACCAGCAACAGCAAGGACUUCAAGAUUCAACCUCAAAAUGCCAAGCAUUGGAAGAAAACAAUCUCUCUCUUCGACAUACACUAUCAGACAUGGAAUAUAGACUAAAAGAACUGGAAUACUGUAAGCGUAAUUUAGAACAAGAGAAUAAAAAUCUUAGAAUACAGGUUUCUGAGACUUGCACAGGCCCAGUGCUGCAGACAAAAAUGGAUGAGAUUGGGAACCAUUACAUGGAGAUGGUAAAAAACUUAAGAAUGGAGAAAGAUAGAGAGAUCUGCAAGCUAAGGACUCAAUUAAGUCAGUACCAAAAAGAUGUUUCAAGAAGAGAAGGAAGUUGCAGUGACUUCCAAUUCAAGCUUCAUGAACUGACAAGCUUGCUGGAAGAGAAGGAUUCCCUUAUAAAGCGUCAGUCAGAGGAACUCUCAAAGUUGAGACAAGAAAUAUUUUCAUCUCAUAACCAACCCUCCAGUGGUGGAAGGACUACUAUUACCACUAAAAAGUACAGGACACAAUAUCCAAUCCUAGGCCUCCUUUAUGAUGACUAUGAAUAUAUACCACCAGGUAGUGACACACAGACUAUUGUGAUUGAGAAAACAGAAGACAAAUGGACUUGUCCAUGAAUGGAUCCCCAACUCAAAGGAGCUUUUUGUGCAUCUACAUUAGUACUUUUCCAUACAUUUCCCAUAACUAAUAGUCAAUCAAAAUAUUGAACCAUGCAACUACCCAGUAAAUUUAAUGGAAUGAAUUAUUUCUGCAGAUAACAAUUUCUCCAGCCACUAAUGAGGCUUUUCUAUCACAUUUUUCAAUAGUAUUCAGUAGUAUUCAAUAGUAAAACCUGCUUGUUUAAACAUCAAUUCCAGACACUGUAGAACAUAAUGCACUGUUUUUUCAGUUAGGGUACUUCCUAGACACUGAACUAAUUUGUUGGGGUAGAGAUUUUACAAGUUAUUCCAUUACAAAUUUUAAAGUAAAUACUGUUUCUCAACCAAAAAAAGGCAAAACUAUUGAAUUUUUUUAAAAAAAGUUAACUAUAUUGUAUAUACAGCAUGUUUGCUUUUCUCACAUUAACCUCUGUGACUAAAAGAGAUGCUCUAUUACAUGCUAUUUAUACCUUUUAGAGACAUGACUAAAUUGAAGGUGAUGGUUAAUUUCAUUUACCAGGGAAGUAGGAUAAUAUCUUUUAAAAUAACUAAAUCCACUAAAUUACACAUUAUACUACUGUGAUUCUAAGAACAUAUCAGUGGUUUGGCUUGGCAAAUCUGUUCUUUCAGAGCAUAUCAUCCUCAAAUGAGUCCAUCCACUUCCUUAGAAAUAUGUAAUACUAUUUUGUAGGAGUGGGUAUAAGGAAGGCGGGCUUUUUAAUAAAAGUAUACAACAUGUAAUACUGAAUUGUUGCAUUAAGGCUUUGGGAAUAAAAAGAGCAAGAACAAAUACUUGAUACAUGUAUCCUAUUUGGGAGAAAAAGAUUUUAUAGUAUUUAAUGGACUUAGAAGUUGGUUGAUUAAUUGGGUUCUAAUGACUUUGCCACGUGAACAAAAAUAUUUUCCAAAUACAUUAGUAAAUAAGAAUGAAAUUUCUUAAUUUCAACCCCUAUGGUUAAAGUUAAAAUUGGUGAAAAUUAAAAUGAGAUAAAUGCUUUUAAUAUUCUUAUAUAAAUAUUCAAAUAGACCUAGAUAUGAAGCUAAGAUCUUUAUGUUAUAAUCUUAAUACAUUUACUAAAAUGUUAAGCUUUAUAAUUGGAUUAAUACAAUUCCACUUUUAUCAAUAUUUUGUGAUAGAAAAUGUUAAUAUUCUUCAUGAGCUAUACAGUCCUUACAUUUUUUUCCCUUGGUGUAGGAACAACAGCAGUUUCUCCCCUGCUAACUACACAUGUAACAAAAUUAUUCCACAUUAUCUACUCAUUACAUUUGAUAUAAAUGGAAGAUUUUAAUAGCCUGAUAGAAAAUUGCUGCCAUAACUGAAACUUAGAACAAGUGUGAUUUUCUAAAAAUGUUCUUAAAUAAAAAUAACAAUGUCCAAAUUUGGGGACAGUUAAAAAAUUAA